CCGCAUUCGGGGGGGACGAAUCGGUUGUGCAGCUUCUCCUCGAGCGUGGGGCAGAGGUGAAUGCUCAGGGUGGCCGUCACGGCAAUGCACUACAAGCAGCCGCCUAUGGGGGGAAAAAAUCGGUUGUACACCUUCUCCUCGAGCGCGGGGCAGAGAUGAAUGCUCAGGGUGGCGAGUAUGGCAACGCACUACGAGCCGCUGAAGCAGCACAUGAUGAAUCGAUUGUGCAGCUUCUCCUCACACAUGGGGCAGAUCCCAAUCUACAA
Molecule: messenger RNA, 266 nt
Organism: Tuber aestivum (summer truffle)
Lineage: Eukaryota; Fungi; Ascomycota; Pezizomycetes; Pezizales; Tuberaceae
Source: the annotation of a GenBank genome assembly